CAGCUGCUCCUCUCCAGCGGGGUCCCGUCCCUGGACGCUGUGCUAGGUGGAGGGUUAGCUGUUGGAACCCUUCUUCUUAUUGAGGAAGAUAAAUAUGGUAUUUACUCCAACUUGUUAUUCAAGUAUUUUCUCGCAGAGGGAAUUGUAUCUGGACAUCAUUUGUUUGUUGCUUCUGCUAAAGAGGAUCCUGCUGAUAUCUUGAAGGAGCUUCCAGCACCUCUGCUUGAUGAAGUGAAUGAAGAAGAAACAGUUUUUAAAUCUAAAGAAUCUCAGGACUACAUGAAAAUUGCCUGGCGUUACCAGAAUUUACCAAAAAUGGAGGCUAGCCCAGCAGCUUCUUCAAGGUUUGGUCAUUAUUAUGAUGUAUCGAAAACAUUGUCUCCAGAACUGCUUCAGUCUACAAAAUGUCAUCGUUUUUUUCUUCCUGAAGAAAUAUCUUUACACCCUAACAUUAACAUUGGUAAUAUGACCUCUGGUUACAUCAGGCUGCUUCAGUCCAUCCAGAGGAUCAUUUACCAGGAAGGAUUUGAUGGAUCCCAUCCCCAGAAAAAACAAAAAAAUAUUCUGCGGAUAGGAAUUCAGAACCUUGGUUCAGUGUUGUGGGGUGAAGACAUUUGUUGCACUGAUAAUCCAGAAGAUAUUCAUAGCCUCACAAAGUUUCUCUACGUUCUCCGCAGUCUCCUCAGAAUGUCUUUGUCAGCCUGCAUCAUCACAGUGCCAACUCAUCUUAUCCAGAAUAAAGCAAUUAUGGAACGUGUAACAAACUUGUCAGAUACGGUAGUUGGUCUUGAAUCAUUUAUUGGCUCUGAGAGAGAAACCAAUCCAUUAUACAAGGAUUACCAUGGCUUGAUUCAUAUACACCAGAUUCCUCAGCUUAAUAGCUUGAUCUGUGAUGUAUCAGACACGAAGGACCUGGCUUUUAGAUUAAAAAGGAAGCUAUUCACAGUUGAGCGACUGCAUUUGCCUCCAGACUUGUCAGACACAGUGAGCCGCUCAAGCAAACAGGAUCUGGCAGAAUCCGCCAAACUGCUGAGCUCAGGAUGUGGUGCUAUGGCCAUGGGCAAGAAGCACCUGGACUUCUAGUGAUUUCUACUUAGCAGUUUCACUCAGAUUUAUAUGACACUCUAAUUAUGACUGCUAAUGACUUAUAUAAAUAUUUUUCUUAAUGAUUUGACCCAGCAGUCCUUAAAAAUGCACAUUAUAAGAUAGUGCCUCAUUUUCUCAUUCUGAUUUCUUUUGACACAUUUGCAGAUUUUAGGUUUGGGUUUGUUUGGGUUUUUUAAAAAUAUUUACAAGAUAGGUUUUGUUACAUUAGCAAAUGAUGACUUUAUUCCCAACUGAAAUAGAAUAAUACUUUUGUUCUUGUCUCAAAAAAUUAGAAUUUCUUUUGCUGUUAAAUUUCAAGAUGUAUUACCAAACAAAGCCAACUGUGAUGUGUUAUCACAAGUAAACUAAUCUGUUUAAUAGGAUUUGUAUCAAGCAUGUAAUAUAAAUGUGAAAUAUAAUUUUCUUUAAUGAACGUAAAUGGAGGUAAAGCAGUCAUUAUUAAAUGUUGUUUAAAAGGCAAGUGUCAAUUUUUUUUAAAAGCUCAUUUUGUAUAUUUGAAAAUAUAAUUGUUAAAACUAAAAAUGGAUUACAUUAUUUUAUCAAAUAUAUAAGUGUUUAGAAAUAAUGCUUUAGAGGAUUUCAUGUGUUUUAAUAUGUCAAUAAUUAAACUGAUGAAGAAAGAAUUUCUCCAUAGUAAGAAUACAUUAUAGGUAAUUAGUUUGCCUUAUGGGUUAAUAAAUGUAUUAAAAUGCA
Messenger RNA from Gavialis gangeticus (Gharial), 1800 nucleotides. It is a transcript of the gene ELP4, whose product is annotated as elongator acetyltransferase complex subunit 4. The annotation marks the transcript as partial. NCBI's taxonomy places the organism in Eukaryota, Metazoa, Chordata, Crocodylia, Gavialidae. Gene Ontology annotation, cellular component: transcription elongation factor complex; cytoplasm; elongator holoenzyme complex. The transcript is spliced from 10 exons. The record is from RefSeq and is a predicted model, not a curated record. Gene Ontology annotation, biological process: tRNA wobble uridine modification.